AUGGACCGACAUGAGUUAUCAGUCUGCAACCCGAACCCUCAACGUCUUGCUGGACCACAAUUGCUGCAUCAUCUAGUCACUAAUCCCAAUGAAGCAACAGCAAUAGAAUUCUUGUCUGGCAAUGAACGAACAUCAAUAUCUUACAAGGAAUUGCAUGAUGCUUCCGACCGUCUUUGCCACUUUAUGGAAGCUCUAAUUGCAGAGUCCCGAGACAUUGAGACGGAUACAGUCAUCCCCGUGCUAAUACCUCAAUCUCCUCAUCUAUACAUUUCUCUUUUGGCGAUACUCAAGGCUGGGGGUGCCUUUUGUCCCUUGAAUGCUGAUGCGCCCCCUGAGCGAGUCAAGUUCAUCCUGAAAGAUGUAUCCGCCAAAGUUGUGCUUGUAACACGAGAGCUUGCCCACAGGGUACCUCCGGCAUGCAAUGUCAAAGCUAUUCAAGUGGACACGCAAAACUUCGAAUCCGAGCACAAACGAGAGCCGUCUUGCAAAGUAGACCCUGAAAGACUGGCCUAUGUCAUGUACACAUCAGGGUCUACUGGUACCCCAAAAGGAGUUGGCUUAACCCAUAGCGCGGCAACCCAAGCUCUGCUAGCUCACGAUCGACAUAUUCCUCAGUUUAGACGAUUUCUCCAGUUCGCAGCACCUACUUUUGAUGUGUCUGUCUUCGAGAUCUUCUUUCCUCUUUUCAGAGGCAGCACUCUCAUCUCUAUAAGCAGGGAAGAGAUGCUCGAUGACCUUCCUGGAGUCAUGCGCCGAAUGGACGUUGAUGCUUGUGAAUUGACCCCAACAGUCGCAGGAAGUCUCUUGAAAAAGAGGGAAGCCGUGCCAAAACUCAAGCUCCUACUGACCAUCGGUGAAAUGCUUAAAAUGCCUGUUAUACAAGAGUUUGGCGGAAGUAACACCCACGAGAGCUUGUUAUGGGCUAUGUAUGGGCCUACCGAAGCUACUAUCCACUGUACUCUGCAAACAUCCCUUCCAUCUGGGUCGUCCCCGGGCAGCAUUGGAGUGCCGCUUGACACUGUGUCCUGCUUCAUAAUCAAGCCUGCUGAAUCGGCAGACGAUUCUCAAGAAUUUACUCUUCUUCCCCAAGGUGAACCAGGAGAGCUUGCCGUAGGAGGCUUUCAGCUAGCUCGAGGCUACAUCAAUAGGCCGGAGCAAACCUCGUCUGUCUUCAUUGACUCUCCCUACGGAAGAGUUUAUCGGACUGGAGACAGAGCAGUCAUGAAACCUGAUGGCACUCUCGAAUGCCUUGGUCGGUUGUCAGAUGGCCAAGUAAAACUUCGUGGGCAGCGUAUCGAGCUCGGGGAAAUCGAGCAUGCUGCGCUGAGAACUCUAGGAUGCCAUGGUGCUAGCGCUGCAGUGAUCGAAUCUCAAUUGGUGCUCUUUUGCUCUGUGGACCAAGGCGUGGGCGAAGAAGAUAUCCUGUCUAGCUGUAAAUCGUGGCUACCUCGGUAUAUGGUUCCAAGUGAACUUGUUAUAAUGACGGAAUUUCCUCGACUGCCUAGUGGUAAAGUUGAUGCGAAAAAGCUAAAACACGACUUUUCACAGAAAAAUACGACCAAGAAUAUGGCCGUACAUGCUUUGAAUGAGCCCACAGCGCAGGAGAAAGCAGCACUGAACAUCAUUUUGGAGGCUUUGCAUCGGCCCGUCAAUAUUGGCUCUUCGUUAACAUCUGUCGGUCUGGACUCACUAUCAGCAAUCAAAUUGGUUUCUGCCUUUCGGCAGAAAGGUUAUGAGAUUUCAGUUACCAGCUUGCUGAAAUGCCGCACAGUAGCUGAUUUAUGCAUCAACUUACAGAAGGCCCCUGAAAAAUCGUCGCAGCGUAACGAAAGACAUGCCCCGUUACUCGACGUAAGGUCAAUAUCUGAGCAGCACCCGUUACUAGCUGGCCUUAGCCAGUUGGUGGAAAAUUGCAUGGGAUGCACGCCGUUGCAGUCGGCAAUGUUGGCUCAAACAGAACACAAUCCGGAGCUUUACUGCAACGAAAUGCUUUUCGAAGCUUCAUUUAACGCAACACCACAGGCGCUACUCAAGGCAUUUGAAGCAGUUACACAAUCCAACCAAAUCCUAAGAACAGGCUUUCUCUAUUGGAAAGGACAAUACGUAUCCAUAUUGUUUUCGGAGCCACUCCACGGGCAAAUCACAGUACAAACAAAGUGUUGUAGGGGUUCUAACGUUCGAUCUACGGUCGACAUCUUGCGGCCAUUUCUCGUUCAAAUAAUAGAUCGGGGGGAAGAGAUGUCAACGAAUAUUCUCAUCCAUGCACACCAUGCAAUCUACGACGGGUGGUCAAUGGACAUGAUAAUUGCAGAUGUCUCGUGCAUUGUCAAGGGAGGAGUCCCUGCAUCUCGACCACAAUUCAAGCAGGUUCUUGAUUAUUUCCAAAGCCAAACCACAGAAGAAGACGGAGAUGAGUCCAGAGCAUUUUGGACUAGUAACCUUCUUGGUUGGAACAAGAUACCUUUCCCCAAACUUGUUGGUCAACCACCGUCUGACGAGAUCUUGUCAGAGGAGGCCUUUUUGAGAAUCUCUCCAGAAAUCGUUCAAAGUAUGUCUCUGUCCUAUGGGAUAAGUAGCCAGGUCAUAUUUCAGGCAGCCCUGGCGAUGACAUGGCAAGGGGUGGUCGGAAAUUCGGACAUCUUACUCGGUUCGGUUGUUUCGGGAAGGACUAUACCCGUUCCUGGCAUCGAGCGUAUUAUUGGUCCUUGCAUUGCGGCAAUGCCGUUGAGAAUCGACACCAGUAAUAUGAACGCGAACAUUGACGUUCUCAAGACUAUUCAGGCCCAAAAUCGCGCUAUUAUGGAACACUGCAGCGUCCCGUUGGCUGAGAUUUGCAAACUCGCACGUCUCGCACCCUCGGAGUCAAUAUAUGAUGUCUUAUUCGUAUAUCAGCAGUCCCUAUAUCAAUGGGAAAUGCAAAACAGUGUCAUGGAACAUGUCAGACAUAUAGACAGGCUCGAUACAAAGCUGUUGGUGGAAGUUGAGCCUAGAAAAGACGGAUAUGCACUGCAAAUGACGUACCAUUCCUCGGUUCUCUCUGGAGAGUUUGUACAACUCUUGGUUGAGCAGAUGAAGGAGCUUUGCCAGAAAAUUGUUGCCAAACCCACGGGACCGCUCAUGCUACCAAAGCAUCUCGAGGGGUUGGAAAUGUCGAUCUGCCGCGAAAGACAGUGUGUCGAAAACGAGCCUGCGGAUGUUGCAGCUUUAUUCAAUGCAUCACUUAUGCGAAACCCUCUUGCAGAAGCUAUAAGAUUUGUCGCACGUACGGCGGAAGGAGAAUUGAAAGAGUCGAUUCUAUCCUAUUCACAAUUGAGCACUGCUUCAAACCAAAUAGCUCAUUACAUUCGCGGCUCCGGAGCCGAAGUGGGCGAUGUUAUUGCCAUCAUGAUGAAUAAGUCUACUACGCUAUACACUUCAAUUUUGGGUAUAAUUAUUGCAGGGUGUGCUUACUUGCCUAUCUUACCCAUUACACCAAGGGACCGGGUACGCGAAAUUCUUCGACAAUCGAAUGCUAAAUAUUGUCUUGUUGAAGAUAAUCUGGCUUGUGCACAUGAACUUCCCGACACAACCACCGUCCUGAACCUAAGCACUGCAUCGCUUCACACCAUGCCCUCAAGUCCACCAUUCGUUCAGCCCGAUCCGAAUCGCCUUGCAUACGUCAUUUUCACCUCGGGAACUACGGGGGUACCCAAGGGCGUCGCAGUUUCGCAAAGAAACCUCGCUAGCAACAUUACGUACUUGGAUACUGUCUAUCCAAAAUCAGCCCAGCCCCGUCUCCUUCAAGCAUGCUCUCAAGCUUUCGAUGUCUCAGUCUUUGAAAUAUUCUACGCAUGGUAUGCCGGCAUGAGUCUAUGCGCUGCUACUAAUGAUGUCAUCUUUGGAGAUCUAGAACACUGGAUCAGAAAGCUGCAAAUCACACACCUCAGCUUAACCCCUACUGUCGCAUCUCUAAUAGAUCCCAAAAAUGUGCCCCGAGUCGAAUUUCUUGUUACUGCUGGAGAGCCUCUGACCACGUCGGUACUUGAAAAAUGGGGAAGUCUACUAUUCCAAGGAUACGGUCCGUCAGAAACGACAAAUAUAUGCAGCGUCAAGAGAAUGACCAGAGGCGAUAAUAUCGAACACCUCGGCUGGGUUUUCCCGAACACAUCCGUCUUUGUCAUGGUACCAGACGGCCUAGAUGCAGUACCCCGUGGCUGGGUUGGCGAGUUUUGCUUUGGUGGCAGCCAAGUCGCCAAUGGCUAUCUGAAUGAUACAAAACUGACGGCUCAGAAAUUUAUUGACCAUCAAUCAUUUGGAAGACUGUAUAGAUCUGGAGACUUGGGUAGAAUGCUCCCUGACGGAUCUUUAGUCAUCAUGGGCCGACUCGACGACCAACUUAAGCUUCGUGGCCAACGAAUUGAGGCGCAGGAAAUUAAUAGUAUUUUGACAAGCACAGAAUUGGUGACCGCAGCAGUGACCAUACUGGUACAGAGCAGGUCUGGUCGGUCGAACCAGUUGGCUACAUUCUAUAAGCCAUCCAGCGCUGUGUCGUCUUCAAACCCGCUGGACGUAACGAAAGGCAGUAACCAAAUGCUUUUUGCCACUCUCAAAACGAAAUUACCAGCAUACAUGGUGCCUUCCUAUCUUGUUCCAGUACCGUACGUCCCAAUGACAACAAGUGGAAAGGUGGAUAGACGACACUUGCUAUAUUGGUUCGACAGCCUUUCAAGCGCUUAUCUGGAGGACGCAUCUCCGGCACUCAAUCAACCCGAUGUUAAUGACAGUUGGUCUCAUAUUGAGUCAAGAAUUGCAACAGCCAUAUCCGAGUCAAUGCAUGUUUCCCUGAAUGAGAUUGGACGAUGGACUCCAUUCCUUACCCUAGGAGUUGACUCGAUUUCUGCGAUCGAGUUAGCUAAGUCAUUGAGAACGCAUUUAGAUUCUCAAGUUGCAAUAUCAGCAAUUCUACAGAAUCCUUCUGUUGCCCAACUCAGCCACUUCCUAGCCAGGGAUGAUAGCAAAGACCUUGCCGAAAUAUCUAGUCAGAUGAAGACGUCAUUCGAAACAUUUGACAGAGAAGUUGGUGCCUCUAUAGCCGACAGGAUACAAAAUUUAGAGGCUAUUUUGCCCUGUAUGCCGCUGCAAGAAGCCAUGUUGAUACAGGGUCAGGGAAGUUACUACAACAGAAUACUCCUCAGGCUACAUGUGUCGCCUAAAGAGAUGAAGACUUAUUGGAUGCAAAUGUCUAAGAGACACAGCAUAUUAAGGACAUGUUUUAUUACGACAGCCAACUCAAGGUAUCCUAUUGCUCAAGUAGUCUUGCGCAAUUGGAAUCUUCCUUGGAGAGAAUUCGAAGUCACUGUGCCAUCACUCGAAGGGGCAAGCCGGGAGCAUCUUAAUUCGCUUCCUCAUCCUCUGGAUUCUAUGAUACCUCCAUGCUCCCUAGGUCUCAUUCGAUAUAAAGGGUCUAAUUUUCUGUCUUUUAUAUGUCAUCAUGCUUUGUAUGAUGGCAUAGCAAUGGAGAACCUGUGGAGAGAGGUUGAAGCAUUGGCUCAGGGAUGUCAGCUGCCAGACGCUGUAUCAUAUCUGCCUUUUCUCCAGCAUGCCCUUUCCUUGCCAUUAGGAGUGGAGUCCUUUUGGCAAGAGCAAUUCCGUGGAUUUCAAUCAUCAACCGCCUUUGCAAGGUCAGCACGAUCAAGCACGAAUCAGAGUACAAAUACUGUGUCCAUUGAUAUGAGUUUCAAAGAUAUCCAGCGAAGAGUUAGAUCUUCAGGAGUGUCGCUACUAUCACUUUGCCAGGCAUCCUGGGCAGCAGUUCUGGCGUGUAUUUUUGAUGACCCAGAUGUUGCUUUUGGAAAUGUCGUUAGCGGUCGUACGAUUGGCGUCGAUGGAGUUCAUAAGUUGAUUGCACCUUGUUUCAAUACGGUUCCCGUUCGUUUCGACACGUCACGAAGUGCGCAAAACAUUGACUUAGUCAAAGCUUUUCAGGAGCUGAAUUCAAAGCUGCUACCUUAUCAAUUCUCCCCCUUGAAGCUUGUACAAAAAGUGGUCGGAAGUCGACGUCGGCACCUAUUUGAUACCUUGUUUCUUUUGCAACAACCUCUGAAAGACAUGGACAAGAAUGUAUGGACCCUUGAAGAAGAUGUUGGCAACAUGGAUGUUCCUAUUGUGUGCGAAGUUAUACCAUGCCCAAACUUGAACUCUAUUGUUGUCAAUUUGCAUUACGACAUGGAUAUGAUCACACCUGACCUCGCGUCAGUGGUCACGGAUAUGUUCAAGUUUAUGAUACGAUCAAUUGUAUCAUUACCUUUUGGACCGGUCCCAAGCCGAUCGACUAUCCCGAGCCACUUCUCGCAGGGCCUAUCAGGUCUUGUGUUAAAGAGAGAAAGGUCCGAUGAUGAUUCGAUCGAGACGACUAGCAGCCAAUGGUCCAGUCUUGAAAUGAAGAUACGAAAGGUAGUUUCCAACAUUUCAGGCGUAUCGGAGGCCGCCAUUCGCCGAGAAACAACCAUCUUUCAAGUUGGACUGGACAGCAUUAACGCAGUUCAAGUUGCAUCGGCACUACGAUCUCAAAACCUACCUGUAUCAUCAUCCGAUGUCAUAGAGUGUUCUAGCUGCAGCAAACUGGCAUCUAGAAUAAACCAAAACUCAGGAAAGCUGAAACAGGAGAAAGCUUGGAUAGACUUCUCUGCGUUCCAGAACCAAGCAAAGCCAUAUGCUCUGGAGAAACUGCGUCCUACCACGGAAAUCGAAGCCAUUCUUCCAUGUACUGCGAUGCAAAAUGCUAUGCUAAUGGCUUUUACGCACUCCAACGAAGCAAACUACCUCAAUUUACUCUCCUUCAAGAUACAGGGAAAUGUAGACCUCAAUUCUCUAUUUGUCGCAUGGAAGCUACUUCAUGGCCAACACCCAAUGUUACGUACUGGGUUUGUUCCCAUUUCACACACAGACAGCACGUUCGCAAUGGUCAGACAAAAAUCCACUAGCCUAACGCAUCCGAUUACAUUAUUUGACGGACGGCCAUUUGUCUUAGAGGAUUGGAAAGCGGAGUGUAGAUCAUUCAUGCUUGCAAACUUACAGGAAUCACCUUGGAGAGUGGCCUUGGUGAAUACCGGCUCACAGAUGCUUAUGCAUAUUGUUAUGCACCACGCCCUCUAUGAUGCGCAAUCUCUAGAUGGCCUGUUCCAAGGCCUGUCCUGCUUCCUUCUAGGGAAAGCAUGCACUUUCCCCAACAUCGAGCCCGCUCUAGCGGACGUAUUGUCGAGAGCAAAAUUCGAACUAUCAGAAGGGAAGAAAUUCUGGGAAGAACAGGCUGCGCGAGUUGUGGUUAACAAGUUUCCCAUAAUGACCUCACUUCGAGAGCCAGUGGGAAGACUCACUGUUCACGAACACGUUUCUUCCAUGGCGGUUGGAGAGCUACAAGAGGCGACCCAAGCAGUAGGCAUAUCCUUACAAGCUGCGUUACAAGCCAGCUGGUCACGGAUACUAGCAUCUUACAUAGGUGAACGGUCUGUUAUCUUUGGCGUUGUGCUGGCCGGGAGAACUUCAGACGAAACUGCUGACUCCCCAUUCCCUUGUCUUGUCACGCUGCCCAUCGUGACAGAAGCAGAAGACUCCAAUAUGGGGUUGCUGCAGAAUAUGAUGGAGUACAAUUCCAACCUAUAUAAAAAUCAGUUCAACUCUUUAGCAGAGGUUAAGAAAUGGCUAGGCCAUCCCGCCUCACCUAUAUUCGACACCAUCUUGGUAUAUCAGAAGACAAGUGGCCCACACUUAAACACAGAUCAAUGGAAGUUGAUGGAGGACCACCCGUCUGUGGAGUAUUCAGUUUCACUAGAAGUUGAGCCGCUUGGAGAUCAACAACUUCAUCUCCGACUUACGACCAGAUCAGACAUCGUACCACAUGAGCAAGCGGAAUUGAUGCUCAAGCAGUUCGAUGCUGUGUUGAUCCAUUUAUUGAAGCAUCCAAAUGCGACGCAAAAUGAGAUUUACAAAGACCGGCAAAGCUUGUUUUCCAUUACUCCUCCCAGAAUACCUGUAAUUGAUGCACCGGUAGAGUUUGUACAUCAAUUCGUUGAGAGAAAUGCUGAGUUACAACCUAACUUUCCAGCUCUGGAGUUUGUUUCAGAUUUCGAUGACACACCUUCUUCAAAAAUGACAUGGACUUACAAAGAACUGGAUGAUCUCGGAAACCGAGUUGCUCAUUUGUUGUCCAAUGUUGUUCGUGUGGGAAACAUUGUAGCUGUUCACUUCCCCAAGUGUCCUGAAGCGUACUUCUCGAUAUUGGGCAUUCUCAAGGCUGGCUGUUCGUUCGUGGCUCUGGAUCCUAACGCCCCCAAAGCACGAAAGGAGUUUAUUCUUGAAGACUCCAAGGCUGUAUGCCUGUUGACAACGAACAACUCUGAUCUACCAUUUUCUCUCAAGGUACCCGCCAUCGCUAUUGAUGAGGAAAACCUCCGAUCACAUCCAUCCGACACAAUUAUGCAUGACGAGGCGUUCACACCAAAAAACACUUGCUAUUGUCUGUAUACCUCAGGUACUACUGGAACUCCCAAAGGAUGCGAAAUCACACAUGAAAACACCGUUCAAGCCAUAAUGGCAUUCCAGCAUCUCUUUCAAGGCCACUGGCAGAAGGAUUCCAGGUGGCUGCAGUUUGCAGCAUUACACUUUGAUGUUUCUGUGCUUGAGCAAUAUUGGAGCUGGUCUGUUGGUAUUACGGUUGUUGCCGCCCCAAAAGACUUCAUACUUGAUGAUCUCACAGGGUCUAUUAGCAAGAUGGAAAUUACACACAUAGAUCUGACACCCAGCCUGGCGCGGCUAAUCCACCCAGAUCAGCUUCCAAGUCUAUGUAAGGGUGUUUUUAUUACUGGAGGAGAGCAGCUGAAUCAAGAAGUAUUGGACUGCUGGGGGCCCAAGGCAGUGGUUUACAAUGCCUACGGGCCAACCGAAGCAACGAUAGGUGUCACAAUGUAUCAACGAGUCCCAAUUAAUGGCAGACCAAGUAAUAUCGGACGACAGUUUCCAAAUGUCGGGUCGUACGUCCUUCAACCGGGCACUGAUAUCCCGGUACUGAGAGGGGGCGUAGGGGAGUUAUGCGUGUCGGGAAAACUGGUCGGCAAAGGCUAUCUUCAUCGACCACAGUUGACGGACGAGAGAUUCCCCAAACUUUCAGAAUUUAACGAGCGGAUUUAUCGGACGGGAGACCUCGUGAGGAUUCUUCAUGACGGAUGCUUUGACUUCCUUGGCAGGGCAGAUGACCAAGUCAAACUGCGGGGGCAGCGUCUGGAAGUUGGUGAGAUAAAUCACGUCAUACGAAACAAUACCUUGGGAGUCAAGGAUGCCGCUACACUCGUCAUGAGGCAUGGAAGUAAAGAUGUCUUGGUUGCAUUUCUGGUUGGAGAGGGCGAAAAGGCGUCUGAUCUCUGCAUUGUGUCUGAUGAAGAUGCAUUGGGCGCCAAAGCGCGAGCAUCGUGCCUCGACAGUUUGCCCGGAUACAUGAUUCCUACAUAUUUCAUUCGACUAUCGCAUAUUCCGCUUUCACCAAACAACAAGGUUGAGGCCAAAGAGCUGAAAAUGCUGUUCCAAAACCUCCUUCCGGACGAGCUCGUGAAGCUCACUGGGCGAGACACAACAUCUUCAAGCAGCAAGAUAGAUGCAAUUGUUACGAAACGUCUUAUUGAAGCUCUGGCAUGUUUUAGUGACUUGCCUACAUCCGCAAUAUGCGAGACAACAAGUAUAUUUGAUAUCGGGGUUGAUUCAAUUUCUGCCCUGCAGCUGUCUACAGUACUAAAGCGCGGCGGGUUCCCCAUGAGCACGCCUGCCAUAAUACUGCGCAGUCCUAUUGUGUCAGAUCUAGCCCAGUCACUUUCCAGAAGGCUUACCUCGACUAAAGAACGUGACGAAACAAAGGAAAUCAAGCAAGUAUUGCGAGCGUACCAGCAACGAUAUCGUACUCUUGUCUGCCGCGAGCUGCGGGUGAAAUCUGCCGACAUUGAAUACAUCGCACCUUGCUCACCCCUCCAAGAAGGAAUGAUAUCGGCUGCUGUUGCAGAAGGAGGUUCUGAUAUGUACUUCAACUCGUUCGACUUUCACGUCAAAGGUGAUGUACCAAUGGACAUUGUGCGUCGUGCUUGGGAGACGACCAUCCGGGACCACUCAAUAUUGCGAUCAGUCUUCGUAAAGUCAGUAGACGGGUAUCUUCAAGUCGCUUUGCAUGGAAUUGAUAAUCUCUGGCGGGAUUUGGUUGCAAGUGAUGAUGGAGAUGUUGGCGAUAUCUUGGAGCAGGCAAGGUUGAGCUGGACCAGAGAGAAUGCCCUUCAUAUUAUAUCGCCCCUGCAAUUCAUCCAGGUGAAAGGGCCUGGCAAACGAGCUCUCCGACUCUAUAUCUUCCAUGGGCUUUACGAUGGAAACAGUCUCAAUCUUAUGAACGAAUAUGCUUCGUGCGUCCAUCUAAAAGGAAAUCUGCCAACUCGACCUAGCUUUUUUGACGUCUUAACACACGGUCCCCUACGCAAUUUUGACUUCUGCAAGCCAUUUUGGGCCAAGCAUUUAGAACAUUGGCAGCGCUGUGAAUUGCCCAAGAUUUCACCGCUCACCGCCAAGAAUGCAGAGAUCAUAUCAUUAACUAGACGCCUUACAAUCAAACGGUUGGAUGAUCUUCGUCGCCAGCAAAACGUCACUCUCCAAACAAUUGUUUUAUCCAUCUGGACAAUCGUUCUCCAGACGCACGUCUCCAAGCCACUUACAACAGGCAUAAUCGUAGCUGGCAGAUCGUUAGAUGUACCGAACGUUGAGAAUACUAUGGGCCCCUUAUUCAACACUGUCCCGUUUUUUAACUCGACUUUGAAUGGUCUCUCUUGGGAGGCACUGGUUCAAAAAUGCCACAAGUUCAACACCGAUAUUCUUUCUUUUCAGCAUGUACCACUUCGGGAUAUCCAGAAGUGGUGCUCAGGCGGUCAAUCGUUGUUCAAUAAUCUCUUUGCUUUCCAACUGGAGAAGUCAGAGCCGAAGGCUGACGCUGUACCAUGGACGCUAAUUGACAAUGAGGCCACAAGACUUGACUACCCGUUAGCAUUCGAGGCCACUCGAACAAAUGAUGGCCAUCUUAGCCUCUAUCUGGUUGCUCACCCAGAUAUUGCUGAGGAAGAUACGUUGGAGCAAAUGCUGGAUCACUUUGAACAAGUUGUGUUGACAGUUGAACCUAGUACAGUGAUUGCACCGCCAUCACACAGCAACCUCAGCUUUCCCAAUGAUGCCAAGCCAGAAACUUUCAGCCCCAACGACUUCGUACCAGAGAAACUUCACUGGACGCCGGUUGGCUUAGCACUGAGGGAUGAGUUCUGUGCGUUUGUCAAUAUUCCCGCAGAAGACGCUUCUCCUGUCACCUCAAUACUAGACCUGGGAAUAGACAGUAUUGAUGCUAUCAAAAUUUCCGCUAGGCUUGCAAAGAAGCAUAUAAAGCUAUCCGCAUCUCAAAUCAUGCGCCACCAGACAAUUUCAGCGAUUGCUGCUACUGCUUCAAAUCUGAAUCAUGAUGCUUUACUAGAAAGCUCCAUCCAUGCGGGCAAGGCUGAGGUUCAGUCUCGCCUGCAUUCGUAUAUUCAGGGCCAAGGAGUUCAUCCGAACAAUUUAGAAAUUGUUCUUCCAUCAACAGCGCUUCAGGAGUCCAUGGUUUCAGCUAUGAUACAAUCGGAUUUUCAAUUGUAUUUCAAUCACGACAUCAUGGAAUUGGAUAAAGCCGUGAGCCUGAGCAAGUUGAGAGAUGCCUGGUUAGAAUUAAUCGAGUCAUCGCCAAUACUCCGGACGGCCUUUUUCGAGAUCCAUGACAGUAGUCUGGACAUGGCUUACUGCCAAGUUGUAUAUAAGCAGGCUACUGCGCCUGUUGCUAUGCAUAGACUUCCCGAUGCCUCAAGCUUACAAGGCUUGAUCAAGACGGCAACAGAGAGCGCGAUCCGAGGUGAAGCGCGGAAUAACCUUCUUCAAGUGUCUCUUGUUUCCACUGACAGUCAAAACUAUAUGGUUCUCUCUGUAGCGCAUGCCCUUUACGAUGGCUGGUCAUUGACGCUCUUGUACGAUGAUCUAGCAAAGGCAUAUCGGUCCGAAUUAGAGCCGCGGAAAUACUCAGAAGUUCUCAUGUCUCAACCUAUUCUAUAUGAACAUUCCGAUGUAAAUGGCUUCUGGGAAACAUAUCUGGCUAACGCUAGCCCGACUGUAUUCAGGUCGGGCCACCAUUCAGCUCCGCUAAAUCCCAGCAAUAUUAUCAAGAACGAGCAUUUGUCAUCAAAGUCACUGACAGAAAUCGAUCAUUUUUGCAAGAAGACCUCAAUUAGCCUGCAGUCAUUGUGUAUGGCUUGUUGGACAACAGUCGCUGCGCAUUUUACGCGGUCGCUGGACACCGUCUUUGGAAUCGUUCUCUCGGGGCGAGAUUUUGAAGGUGCUGAUGAGCUGGUCUUUCCAUGCAUGAACACUGUCAUCGUCCGCUCAGUCGUACAUGCGAAUGUGUCUGGUUUUCUCAGAUACAUGGAGGCCAAUCUUGCGGAUAUACGCGAUCACCAAGGAUUCCCACUUCGGAAGGCACAGACAGCCGCAAAACUCGGGGGCAAAGAGCUCUUCAAUUCAUUGUUCAUUUUGCAAAAGACGCCGAAUCUAGAUGCUUCAGAUUCCAUGUGGAGAUCUAUCGGCGGCACAUCCGAAGUAGAGUAUCCGGUUUGUGUCGAAGCAGAGCCAAUCCAGGGCCGACUUCGUUGGCGCAUCGCCUGCAAAUCAGAUAUCUUUUCACAACUCGAUUCAGAAGACGUGAUGGUCAAGUUAGAUCAGGCUUUGAACUUCUUUCUAGACUUUCCCGACUCCGAAAUUCUCUCAUUUAGAGAUGGCCUCGUUACUAUCUGUGCAUUGCCUCAGAUAGCACUAGAAGAGCAGCCAGCCAACAGUCAUACGACUGCCGUAGCUGACAAUAACGGGGAUGAUGCAUACUCGUGGAAUCACACCGCUCUUCUCAUCCGCCAGAUCCUUUCAGAUGUUUCAUGCUUGCCUAUCGAGUCGAUUUCGCCCACGUCCACGCUCUAUCACCUUGGACUGGAUUCCAUUAGCGCUAUCAAAGUCUCCAUGAUGCUGAGGAAGGUCCAAAUUGACCUCAAGCCACGGGAGCUCAUUCGAGCUGAUAGCAUCAGAGAAAUCGUCCGGCUAGCAGAGCUAGAUCAUAAAACUCAAAGGGAAGAAUCUUUUAAUGCUACCCAAUGGAAGCUUCCUGCUUCGGUAUCCCAAGAAGGCCUGCUCAAUCUACACAAUAUCCUCGAACAGGAUGUUGAGGCCGUCCUACCUGCCACUCCUUUGCAAAUAUAUAUGCUGAGUGCAUGGCAAAAUUCCAACGCCUCAAUAUUCUAUCCCGAGUUCUGUUACGAGGUUAUUGGGGACUAUACCUAUGACCAACUUGUGCAAGCAUGGGAUCGGGUUUGGAGACGCAUCCCGAUUUUACGUGUUCGUUUCAUGUCAACUGGAGACAUAGAAGUGCCCUGGAUUCAAGUUAUUGUGAAACCUAGUUCAAACUCCCCAGGUCACAUGUCUGAGCCCUUAUGGCGUUUUUCCGUCUUAAAAGUCGAAGACAGAGGUUCUUGGCUGCUGAGACUGAGCAUCCACCACUCCCUAUACGAUGGCUUCAGCUUGCCAAAAAUCGUGCAGCUUUACUACGAAGAGAUACACGACACGGCAGAGGACGCCAUUGCUCCCAAAAUAGAUCUCAUAAACUGGCAGAAUUACACGAUCAGACCAACUCUAGAAGCAAACAUUGAUUCCAGAAAUAAAUUCUGGUCGGAAUACUUGGCCGGGUGUUCGACGUCGCCAGUUUCCCUGAUACCAUAUACAAGCGAGCGUGUGUCAUAUAUACGACAUCAAGCCUUCCUAAACACUAAGGAAUUGCAGCAACUCGCAUCGUCACACGGCAUAAGCCUACAAUCUCUCUUUUUGGCCGCCUAUGCCAAGACCCUAUGUGUCAACGUCGGAGCCCAAGAUAAUACACAGUUGGUCAUCUUCGGUAUUUAUCUCGCCAAUAGAGACACGGAGACCGACGACUUGGAUGAGACAUAUCCAACAAUGAAUAUCGUCCCUCUUCGCGUCCAAAUCGCUUCGGGAGACAAUUUGAUCAAGGUCGCUGCAGCCAUCUUGAAAGACUUGCAGCUUAUUCAAUCCAAUAACAGGGCAACUGUUGGACUUUGGGAAAUCUAUAAAUGGACGGGCAUACAGAUUCAGAACUUUGUUAACUUUCUUUCGCUCUUGGGUGAUGACGCCGACCCAGAAAAACCUGGUCUCCUACGCAAGAGAACAGAGGAUAAGUUGUCUACAAACGGCUUAGAGCUCUUGAAACAGCCUUGGCUGCAGAACAAUGCUGUCAGGAAAGCCUAUCCGGCAUCCCUCGAUAUUGAAGCAUCAGUACACGAUAAUAGUCUCGACAUUGGUGUAUUUGGAUCUACAGAUAGUGUGUCUUAUGAUGAUGGUCCGCGAAUCGUGGAUAACAUAAUUCAGCAUCUUGCAAGCGUGAGGUCAUCAUAG
Metarhizium acridum CQMa 102 is the source of this 14517-nucleotide messenger RNA. RefSeq names its product Nonribosomal peptide synthetase. Gene Ontology annotation, biological process: ferrichrome biosynthetic process; amino acid activation for nonribosomal peptide biosynthetic process; cellular response to iron ion starvation. The record is from RefSeq and is a predicted model, not a curated record. NCBI's taxonomy places the organism in Eukaryota, Fungi, Ascomycota, Sordariomycetes, Hypocreales, Clavicipitaceae. Gene Ontology annotation, cellular component: cytoplasm. Gene Ontology annotation, molecular function: catalytic activity; phosphopantetheine binding.